AUGGGCUAUCAUUUCUAUGCUGAUGAUACUCAGUUGUAUCUGUCUUUCAAUUCUCUCAGUGGGGAUGAUCAAGCUUAUUCUGUCUCUCAGGUUGAAUCUUGUGUUAGAGAUAUCGACCGUUGGAUGUCUUGUAACAAACUUAAGGUGAAUAGGGACAAGACGGAACUUCUCGUUAUUAGUUCAAAAUAUCGGCCACACCCAUCUUUAGAUAGUAUCCUGGUUGAUGAUCAUCGUGUACAGCGGUCUGACAAAGCUAGGAACAUAGGAGUUGUUUUUGAUGAGACUUUGUCACUGGAUAAGCAUGUGAGUUCCGUUUGUAAAUCUACUUUAUUUCAUCUUCGGAAUAUCGCUAAGAUUAGAAUGUAUCUGACUUCUGAGAGCACAAAGACCCUUGUCCAUGCUUACGUUACUUGUCGACUGGACAAUUGUAACUCGUUGCUCCUCGGGUCACCGGACUAUAUUAUUCAGAAGCUCCAGCGCGUUCAAAACUGCGCCGCACGCCUUGUAGCUGGGCAGCCUAGGGCUGCGCACAUUCGCCCCGUCCUUAAGGAGCUACACUGGUUACCUGUGGAGCAGUGA
This is a messenger RNA of Pocillopora damicornis (cauliflower coral), 579 nucleotides long. RefSeq lists its product as uncharacterized. The record is from RefSeq and is a predicted model, not a curated record. NCBI's taxonomy places the organism in Eukaryota, Metazoa, Cnidaria, Anthozoa, Scleractinia, Pocilloporidae.